CCGGGCGCGACACGUGACGAAUGGCCGGCAGCUGCACGUGUGGCCGCUUUGAGGGGUGUAGGCGCAGCCGCCAUCUUCUUUUGGUGCGCAGUGUCGUGGACCGUGGGAAGGAGGUAGGAGAGGGGUUGGGCGCUGUCCUGCGGGAAGCGGGAUGCUUUUCAACGGGAGCACCCCCGCCUCGUCCAUCCCCACCAGCGCAGCGCCCGGGCCGGGCACGCGCAUCCCCGCCUGCAGGCGUUGGCGGCGCCGUGUUGGCGAGUCUCGGUGCGGGGCGCCAUUUUCUUUUCGUUUGCGGGACCCUCCGGAGCCUGGCGGGGGACGGGCGCUGAUGUGUUCUGUUUCCUGCAAGCAGGUCUGGCAGGGCGCAGCAUGUUUGAAGAAGACUGGAAUGCGGAGAUAGGGGACGAGGCGUUAUUGCUAUCCCUUGGGAAGGUUAGCUUACUUGAGACACCAAAUGACCCCUCAUCUGUUUUCAGUCCAGGUGUAGAUUCAUCUGGUACUGAUGAAUUUGUGAACACACAGUGUCAACCAGUGAGUAGUUUUGGUAGAGGAAGAAAUUUUGCAGCCACAGGUUUUCAAGAAGGCAAUGGAAGAGAUGCUGUUACACAAAACAGAGGGUUUAAAGGAUUUGGACAAAGUGAGAGUUUUCAAGAAAGAAACACUGUGGAUGGUGCUAGUACACAAAGCAGAGGGUUUAAAGGAUUUCGUGGUGGCUUUGGACAAGGUGAGAGUUUUCAAGAAGGUAACAGAGAAGAUGCUAUUACACAAAACAGAGGGUUUAAAGGAUUUCAUGCUGGCUUUGGACAAGGUUUUCAAGAAAGAAACACUGUGGAUGGUGCUAGUACACAAAGCAGAGGGUUUAAAGGAUUUUGUGGUGGCUUUGGACAAGGUACUAAAGGUGGGCAGAGGGACUUACCUCAGUCUGGAACUCUUGACUCUAGAGAAAGAGGAACAGUCGCAGAUGGUGCAGGUCCAAAGGUGACUUACGUGCCCCCUCCUCCAUCUGAUGAUGAACAAGCCAUCUUUGCCCAUUAUCAGGCAGGAAUGAAUUUUGACAAGUAUGAUGAAAAUGUUGUUGAAGUGUCAGGACUGGACCCUCCAGCAGCAUUGAUGAGUUUUGCAGACACUAACAUCUGUCAUACUUUAACUGUGAACAUUGCUAAAGCUGGAUACUCUAAACCUACUCCAGUGCAGAAGUACAGCAUUCCUAUUAUACUGGCAGGACGGGAUUUAAUGGCAUGUGCCCAGACAGGAUCAGGAAAAACUGCAGCCUUUCUUGUACCAGUUGUGGCCCAAAUGAUGAGGGAUGGUGUAACUGCCAGUAGCUUUAAAGAGCAGCAAGAACCGGAAUGUAUUAUUACUGCCCCAACUAGAGAACUGAUAAAUCAGAUCUUCCUAGAAGCAAGAAAAUUUGUGUAUGGAACUUGUAUAAGGCCUGUUGUGAUCUAUGGAGGUACACAAACAGGCUAUUCGAUUCGUCAGAUAAAGCUAGGCUGUAAUAUACUUUGUGCCACUCCAGGAAGGCUUCUAGACAUCAUUGGAAGAGGAACGAUUGGCUUGCAUAAUGUGAAAUACUUGGUGCUAGAUGAAGCAGACCGCAUGCUUGAUAUGGGUUUUGGCGCAGAUAUGAAGAAGCUGGUAUCUUUCCCAGACAUGCCACAAAAAGAAAAACGCCAAACCCUAAUGUUCAGUGCUACUUUUCCUGAAGAAGUUCAGAGGCUAGCUGGUGAAUUUUUGAAAACUGAUUUUUUAUUUGUUGUUGUCGGACGUGUGGGUGGAGCAUGCAGUGAUGUUCAGCAAAGUAUUCUUCAAGUUCCUCAGUAUUUCAAGAGGACUAAACUGCUAGAAGUUCUACACAGCAUAGGUAAUGAACGAACCCUGGUCUUUGUGGACACAAAGAAAAAAGCAGACUUCAUUGCAUGCUUUCUUUGUCAAGAAAACAUACCAGCCACUAGUAUCCAUGGAGAUAGAGAACAGAGAGAGAGAGAAAUAGCUCUUCAGGAUUUUCGCUCUGGAAAAUGUCCGGUUCUUGUGGCAACCUCAGUGGCAGCAAGAGGUCUGGACAUUGAAAGCGUUCAGCAUGUUAUUAAUUUUGAUCUUCCUUCCACCAUUGAGGAGUAUGUACACCGAAUUGGGCGAACUGGUCGUUGCGGAAAUAUAGGGAAAGCAAUUGGCUUCUUUGAUAACAAUUCAGAUGGUCAUCUUGCACAACCUCUAGUUAAAGUGCUUUCAGAUGCUCAGCAGGAAGUUCCUUUUUGGUUGACAGAAGUUGCUUUUGAGGCUAAAGGGGGACGACUCCCAGUUAAUACCCAAAAGAAUUACAGAGGCAGAGGCAACAUGAACGCAGGAGAAGUAAAGAUGGAGUGUUCUGCAAGAGAAUUUGAGUCAUGGGAUUAAACUACUUUAUACCAAACUAGUUUGUAUUUUGUUGUGCUGUAAGUGGAAUGUUGCAUGAGAAGAUAAUCUUGUGAAGGCCUAGUUUGGGAAAGAGAUUUAUGUAAGGGUUCGUCUAAACCUUGUUCCUUUUUUUGUAACAUGUCAGUUAAAAAGUUUGAAUCUUGUGUUAUGAUGAUUUAAGGACUGUUAAACAGCUCUUAAGCAGUUAAUAAAAGUUUGAGAAGUGCACUUUGA
Messenger RNA from Corvus hawaiiensis (hawaiian crow), 2631 nucleotides. RefSeq names its product DEAD-box helicase 4 (gene DDX4). NCBI's taxonomy places the organism in Eukaryota, Metazoa, Chordata, Aves, Passeriformes, Corvidae. Gene Ontology annotation, cellular component: P granule; nucleus. The transcript is spliced from 18 exons. Gene Ontology annotation, biological process: cell differentiation; gamete generation. The record is from RefSeq and is a predicted model, not a curated record. Gene Ontology annotation, molecular function: RNA helicase activity; RNA binding; ATP binding. The coding region runs from base 370 to 2397 and encodes 675 amino acids.